Molecule: messenger RNA, 772 nt
Organism: Asparagus officinalis (garden asparagus)
Lineage: Eukaryota; Viridiplantae; Streptophyta; Magnoliopsida; Asparagales; Asparagaceae
Product: GEM-like protein 4
Exons: 1
Coding region: 133-582 (149 amino acids)
Source: RefSeq, a predicted model, not a curated record
CCACCAACUUUUAAGUUGCCUCACCUUAUAAGAAUCCUGCGUUCUUCUCUUUCCAGCCCAAGAAACAAUCCUCAAGCUAAACAAUCUCAAAGAGCAGAGGCACUAGAAUAUUCGAACAGUUUAAGCUGAGAGAUGAAGAUGUCUGAAACUGUGAAAGGGAAAUUGAGCUUGGGGGCAAGAAUUCUUCAGGCGGGAGGAAUUGAAAAAAUCUUCAGGAGAUACUUCUCUGUCAAUAAAAGGGAGAAGCUCCUGAAAGCCUGUCAGUGUUAUCUAUCAACAACGUCUGGUCCUAUUGCAGGGUUGCUCUUCAUUUCUACGGAGAAAAUUGCAUUUUGCAGCGAUAGACCCUUAACAUUCACUUCUCCUGAAGGAGAUUUGAUCAGAGUUCCUUAUAAAGUUUCGAUUCCAUUGAGGAAGAUAAAGAGAGUUAGUCCAAGUGAGAAUGUGAAUAAGCCUAGUCAGAAGUAUGUUCAGAUUGUUACUCAUGAUGGUUUUGAGUUUUGGUUUAUGGGGUUCGUGAGUUAUCAGAGAUCUUUCAAGUAUUUGCAGCGAGUAAUCUUAGAAUCAGAUAUGAGCUCCUAGCAUUAAGAGGAGAAGAGGAAAAAAUAGUUAUUGUAAAUUAGAGGGUCAGUUCAGCGCCAUCCUUGAACAAGGAUAGCUUUUUUUCUUUUUCUUUUCUUUUUUGUGUCUAUCUAUUUGUACAAUCAGAUGGUGAUUUGUAUUAUUCCUUGUAAUACAUCAUUUAAUGAAAUGCUAUAUUUUGUGUAUGAAU